AUGGAUGCUGACAAUUCGAAGCCGCCUGAGGCGGAUGGACCACCAGAAGAAGAGAAUCGCAGCGCCGAUGCGGAGGGCGAUCCAUCACGCAUCGCCAACGAUCGUACUGGAGGCGGCAAUCUCGCGGGAGAUCCCGAAAACGAGAAUGAGAACGAGAAGCACGAUGGAGAUGGAGAUGGAGAUGGAGAGGGCAUGGCCGCGAUCGAGGAACUGCACGAAGCCGGCAGCGGCGGCGCCGACGUCGUCGUCGAUGGGCGCGAGUGGCAGAGCAAGAGCAGCAGUCCCAACGUGCAGCGACGGCGGCUCGUGCGCGAGGCGCGACACGGCACCAGCGAGUUCUUCGAGUACAUGCGCCACGGCUACGAGAAGAGCCAGGCCGCCGCCGCCGCCACGCCCAGCGAUGCCGAGACCAAGACUGAGCGCGAUGGCGACCACCGCGCCAAGGGCCUCCCGUCGCCCACAUCGCCUUCGUCCCUCUCCACGCCUGCACUGCUGCCCUCCCGCCGGCGCACGACUUUGUCGUCGUCGUCUUCGUCUUCUUCUUCGCCAUCGUCGUCGGCGUGCUCCUCGCCAUCACCGCCGUCGUCGCCCGUGGUCGGCGCCAGGUCGCUGUCGCCGCCGGGCCUGCGCAGGGAGAAACGGGCGGCCAAGUCGGCCAAGACGACCAAGAAGGGCGGCGGCAAUGCAUCACCCGGGCCUACGCUGCGGAAGAGCGCCGGCGACGAGGCCUCGUCCGAUGCCACCGCCGCCGUGCCCACGCUCAAGCGCAGCCAGUCCUCGAUGGGCAACAGCAGCAGCGACGGCACCAUCAACACAACUGACGACAACAGGAAUGACGACAAUGUCGGCGGCGGCGGCGGCGAGAGGAAGCGGGGCAGCAAGGGGCGGAAGCCGCGGGCCAAGGAGGAGAGCGAUGCCGCCGCCGCGUGCGUGCAGCUGCACGUGCGGUCGGACGAGAUCGAGGUGCCCAAGCAGCGCGCGGCCGCGGGGUUCAAGCUCACCCUGGACGGGAUCUGGCGCAACCACCAGGCCGGUGGUGGUGGCGACGCCGGGGCGCUGACGCCCACCCAGGAGAGCUUCUACAACCACCUCCGACAGGGCGCCAUGACCCGCAGCGUCUCGGCCGAGCCCUGCCAGGGAAGCGAGUCAGCGCGAGCGGCCUUGACCACACCAUCAUCAUCAACAUCAUCAUCAACAACAUCGACAUCAUCAACGACGACGGGGACCACUGAAAACGACGACGACCGCAGGGCCAAGGCCCGGGGCCAGCUCCGAGCGUCGUCGCCGGGGCCUGGGGGCCGGGAGGCGCGGGCGCAGUCGCACCCGAUCGCGGCGUCGACGCCCGGCAGCGCCGAGAGCAGCUGCACCAACCACACCGAGUCGAUUCUGAGCCUGUCGCUGGCGGACUACCUGCGGGACGAUCACCACAGCGGCGGCGAAUCAGACGCAUCGACUCAGCAGCUUCAGCAGCUUCACCAGGAGAAGCCGAGCAAGCGCGACCGGGACCGAGACUCGGAGGGCAGCCCCGGGGGCAGCCUGCGGGGCAGCGCGCGGAAGCUGAUCACGACGACCGGCGGCAAGUUCUACGGCAAGCUGCGCAGCAAGGGCUCCUUUAUCGCCCCGCGACGCAAGGAAUGCGACGCGGCGGCGGCGGCGGCAGCGACCGGACCGACGGUGACGCAGGACGAUCAGAGCAUUUCGCCCCGCCGCGGCCGGCCCGCCGACGCGUUUAUGUCGACGAUGUCGCUUCGUUCGCCGUCGGCGGCGGCGGCCAGCUUCGCGCGGUCGCCGGCGGUCUCGGUGCCGUCGUUCGCUCUGCCGCGGGGCAAGCGCGGGCUGAGCGUGGGCGACCGACACGACGGCUUCGGAAGCGGAGACGAGGUGACGACGCCCUGGCCGCCCAAGAGCGUCGACGAGAUCGUCUACGGCCACUUGGGCCGCCACCAGCAACCGCGCGGUCUCGGCGGCGGCGCGUCGCCGGCGGUCAAUGUGGUCACGGUCGCACACGAGGAGCGGGUCGAGGCCGAAAGCCAAAGCUUGAGCGGCUCUGGCCGGCGGCGCCACCGCACGCUGCUGCACGUGAGCAGCCCCUCGUCGCCGACGCUCGGCCCGCGGAACAGCAGCAACGGCAGCGCGGUCGAAGCCACCGGGUCGGCGGGCGACCUGGCCCUGAGCUCCUACGCGGACGAGUGCGCGGACGAGGGCGAUGCGGGAAGCCGCAGGAAGCGCGACGCGCUCCGGGGAUUGGUGAAGAAGGGCAUCAAGCCCCUGGGCAAGACGGCAUCGCUGGUGGGCAGCCGGAUCAAGAGUAGCCGCAGCCCUAUCCGCAUGAACAACUGCGCGCAGUCGAGCGACGCCCUCCUCGAGUCGCGCGGCGGCGGCAUGGCCGUUUGCGACAGCAACGACCUCAUCACCUGCGGCCGCGGCGGCCUCUACGACGACGUCGUGCUCUUUGGCGGCGACGACGCCGGCGGCGGUUGUGUGGACGGGCUCGACACCUCGGUCCCGCUCGUGGCCGACGACCGCGGCGUGGGCAGCAUGGACGACGACGCCCUGGCCGCGGCCACCAGCGACAGCGAGGUGUCAUCGGUCCUGCUGGGCAGCUCGUUCUCGCCCGUACCCUCGCCGCCGUCGCACUUCAUGUCAACCCCGGCCUCACCCAUCGGGCCGCUCCGGCGCUCCGAGCCGGGCGCGUCGGACACCAGCAGCAGCUCCUCGCCGCCGUUCCACAGCGCAUUCCACCUCUCCUCCCUCUCCCCGCCCGGCUACUCAGAGUUCUCGCUGCACACGGCGCAGGGCUCACUACCGGUGCCGAUCCCGCUCACGGCGCUCAUAUCGCAGUCGUCGCCGCCGUCGUCGCCCUCGGGCUCUCCCCCGCAGCAACACUACCACCACCAGCUGCAGCCGAGCGCCGGCGGUUCGUCGUCGCCCCCGGUGCCGCGGGCAAAGAACGAAAAGCGACUGUCGCGCGGCUACUCGCCGCUUUCGUUCUGGCGCAAGGGCGGCUCCACGGCGGCCUUCCACACGAGCUCGGACCGCAUCAUGGACGCGCGCGGCACCACCGGCGACUCCUCGGGCUUUGGCGGCGGCGGCGGCAGUGCAGGUGGCGCGGUGUGUGACUCGGCCGUGGGCUCCUCCCGGCAAUCGAGCGCCGACGACGCCGACGCCGACAACGACGACCUCCAGACCGAAUACCAAUUGAGUCAGCAGGCGCUGCGCAUUGAGGUGGUAGAAACCGAGGAGCAGCGGAAACAGCACCAGGAGUUGCUUGCUAAGUUGGAGGAAAUGCAGUGGCGACUGCUCUCUGGCGAGGGCGGGUUCGAGCGACAGAGCCGGCGCACCAAGCUCCACAAGAUCCACUCCUGCUUCCGCGCCUCUGAGCUCGUGACAUGGAUCCUCUGCGAUCUCGGCCUCCAGUCCCGUACCGAGGCGGCCGCCGUGGCGCGCGACCUGAUGAAGGAGAACAUGCUGCACCACGCCAAGUUCCAGAUCACCGAGUUCAUCGACGGCCAAUCCUUCUACCGCCUGCAGUGGGACAGCCGCGUGGCCGAGGCGUGCCUGAACAUGCGCAAGAUAUGGGCCUUCCCACCGCGGAACCAUCAGGUCGUUGUAAAGCAACUGAACGAGAUGCUCAAUGCCAUGCUGCGAAAUAAUCGGUCGGAGAGCGACGACGAGUACGACUUCCCGGCAAUCCUGCGAAGCAAGGCCUUCUACGACUUCACUCUCGCCACCGCCGAACUUCAACGACUGUGGGGCGACAUGUACUCGCUCAACGACCUCCAGCAUGGCCUCCUUCGCUCCGCGCGGCAUCGACGGUGGAAGGGACAGACGAAGGCCAACCGCGCGCUCGACACCCCAACGAAAUGGGUGGGCGCGCUGAGCAAGAGGGACUGCCGGAUCCAUUUCGUGCUGUUUUCGGGGAACAUGUCGUGCGGGUGGGUGCGGAAGCAGCAGGGUGCCGUGGAGGUGCCCUUCAUCGAUUUCGCCCAGCCCGACCCGCAACUCAACGACGCCAUGCAGACCGCCAUCAUCGAGCAGACCUCGUUCAACUACUCCCGCAAGGAGAUUCACCUGCCAAAGGUGUUCAAGUGGUAUCAAUCGGACUUUGGGCAGACGGAGGGCGAGGUCCUCGCUUUCGUCGCCAAGUUUUUCCCCGAGGGCAGCGCCGAACAGAACAUCAUCAGCAACUACCUCACCCGGGGCAAGUUCUGUACCAAGUACAAGAGCUUCAACUGGAGUUCGGUGGGGCUAAGCCUCGCCGGCAACUGA
Messenger RNA from Acanthamoeba castellanii str. Neff, 4269 nucleotides. Its product is annotated as domain found in dishevelled, egl-10, and pleckstrin domain containing protein. Gene Ontology annotation, biological process: intracellular signal transduction. The coding region runs from base 1 to 4269 and encodes 1422 amino acids. The record is from RefSeq and is a predicted model, not a curated record. Lineage: Eukaryota; Discosea; Longamoebia; Acanthamoebidae. The transcript has 14 exons.